GACGAUUAACGACUAUCAGAAGCAACUGGUCUCGGGUCGCGACUCACUCCUUGGCAGACGUGGAGUUAGAGAGAUGGCGUCACCUGCUCUGCUGCAUUGGACUCUGGUCAUGCUGAUCUCAUUGGCUGUUUCAUCAUCUUCAUGCUACAUGACGGGCAAUCUUGCCUUGAAUGCCCCUACGGUGCUGUCCUCCACCUGGGGAGGCGGACCAGAACACGCAGUUGAUGGCAUACAACAUGGAAGAGACAUUUUUUUUACCUGCACUCACACGAAUAGUGAGGAAGACCCCUGGUGGCGUGUUGACCUGUCUCACCCUUACGACAUCACCAUGGUUACCAUCACCAACCGCAAGGACUGCUGCGAAAGCCGAAUCAAUGGAGCCCAAAUCCGAAUCGGCAACAGCCUGGAAAACCAUGGCAACAACAACAUGCUAGCUGCUGAAAUCGCAUCCAUACGAAGAGGGGAGUCAAAAACGUUCAGGUUCGACCCUGUGGAAGGCCGUUAUGUCAACAUCUUCCUGCCAGGCAAAGAAAAAAUACUGACCAUCUGUGAGGUGGAAGUGUUUGCCGGGAGUGAAGAUAACCUGGCUUUGCAGAAGCAGUCUAUUCAGUCCUCUGUAUACCAUCUCACCGGAUCCUCCAAGUUUGCAGUGGAUGGAGACAGGACCUCCAAUUACUACAUUAAACCAUGUGCUCACAGCGUCGAGGAGGACAACCCCUGGUGGAGAGUUGACCUAGGGAAAAGCUUCCACAUCUCCCGAGUCACCAUCACCAAUCGGGGGGACUGUGGAGGACACUGUCUAAAACACUUCGAAGGAACCGAAAUCCGUGUUGGUGACGACCUGUUCAAUAAUGGCAACAACAACACACGGGCUGCAGUUAUUGAGCAUAUGGCAGCUGGAGAGACGAGGGCAUUCAACUUCCAGCCUAUUAGAGGGCGCUAUGUAAACCUGUUCUUACCAGGACAAUCGAAGAUGCUGACAGUUUGUGAAGUCGAGGUGUACGCCCGUCUUGACAGGAAUGUUGCCCCAAGAGGAAGAGCAACCCAGUCCAGUCUGAUCCUUGGAGAGAUGGCCAGUUUUGGCCACGCUCUGAACGCCAUUGAUGGGAACGCCAACCCAGACGUGCGGAAGGGCUCCUGCUCCAUGACAGAGCGCGAGACUGACCCCUGGUGGCGGCUAGACCUGCUGGAUGGAUACAGCGUUACUGCUGUGGCCCUGACCAACCCCAAAGCUGGCUCACCCAAGGGGCUGAACGGAGCCCAAAUUUACAUUGGAGAUUCCACCAACCCUGCAGAAAAUACUCUGUGUGCAAAAGUGACGUUUGUGCCGCUUGGUGAGACGGUGCGCUUUGACUGCCUGGAGGAGAGGGUGGGCCAGUAUGUGACUGUGAUGCUGCCGGGGGAGGGGCGCUCCCUCAGCUUGUGUGAGGUGCAGGUGUUUGGAAUUCCAGCCUCCACCCAUCAGAGCAACAACGGAUAAUUGAGAAGAACAAUUUCAGAUUUUUGCUCACAUUUCCUGCGAGUGCAUUUUAAUUGUAAAUCAAAGCUUUACUGGCAAACCUAUUACAUGGCAUACAGUAUCUCUAUAUAGGCUACUUAAAGAAUCUCUGUUUUAAGUCUAAAUCAAAGCUUUACUGGAUGUGAGUCAUCACACCCUUUGUGUCCACAUCCAUCCUCAAGCCCCUUUGAGUGAGAGAGAGAGAGAGAGAGAGAGAGAGAGAGAGAGAGAGAGAGAGAGAGAGAGAGAGAGAGAGAGAGACGGGAUUUUAGCUUGUGCUAGCAUGAUUUGCUUGAAGAGAGUGUAUACCGAGCUCAAAAUCUUUUAAGUGUCUUACGUGUCUUUUUUCCCUGCAUGAAAUAAACAUCACCUUCAUACA
Messenger RNA from Engraulis encrasicolus (European anchovy), 1877 nucleotides. RefSeq lists its product as uncharacterized. The transcript is spliced from 8 exons. Bases 74 to 1480 code for a protein of 468 amino acids. The record is from RefSeq and is a predicted model, not a curated record. Lineage: Eukaryota; Metazoa; Chordata; Actinopteri; Clupeiformes; Engraulidae.